AUGCACCUCCUUCAUCCCUGCUGGUCCUGCUGCUGUCUGCUCAUCUUCUUCCUGGGAGUCCAGGGGGCCCCAGGGGCUCCCAGCGCCACCCCUGAGCAAGUCCAUCUCUCCUACCCAGGUGAGCCAGGCUGCAUGACUGUCACCUGGACCACAUGGGUCCCAACCCGCUCAGAAGUGCAGUACGGGCUGCAGCCGUCAGGGCCCCUGCCCCACCGGGCCCUGGGCACCUUCAGCCUCUUCGUGGAUGGGGGCAUCCUCCAGCGGAAGCUCUACAUACACCGAGUCACGCUGCGGGGGCUGCUGCCUGGUGUCCGAUAUGUUUACCGCUGUGGAAGUAACCAGGGCUGGAGCCGUCGGUUCCGCUUCAGGUCCCUAAAGAAUGGGGCCCACUGGAGCCCCCACCUGGCUGUGUAUGGGGACCUAGGGGCUGACAACCCAAAGGCUUUACCCCGGCUGCGCAGGGACACCCAGCAGGGCAUGUACGAUGCCGUUCUCCAUGUGGGAGACUUUGCCUAUAACAUGGACCAGGACAACGCCUGUGUCGGGGACAGGUUCAUGAGGCUCAUUGAACCCGUGGCGGCCAGCCUGCCAUACAUGACGUGCCCGGGGAACCACGAAGAACGCUAUAAUUUCUCUAACUACAAGGCUCGCUUCAGCAUGCCAGGGAACAGUGAAGGCUUGUGGUACAGCUGGGAUGUGGGCCCAGCCCACAUCAUUUCCUUCUCCACGGAAGUAUAUUUCUUUCUCCAUUACGGCCGCCACCUGGUGGAGAGACAGUUCCGCUGGCUGGAGAGUGACCUCCAGAAAGCCAGUAAGAAUCGGGCAGUCCGGCCGUGGGUCAUAACCAUGGGUCACCGACCCAUGUACUGUUCCAACGCUGAUCUGGAUGACUGCACAUGGCACGAAAGCAAGGUCCGCAAAGGCCUCCUCGGCCAUCUCUAUGGAUUGGAGGAUCUUUUCUACAAAUAUGGGGUUGAUCUGCAGAUAUGGGCUCAUGAGCACUCGUAUGAACGGCUGUGGCCAAUUUAUAACUACCAGGUAUUAAAUGGCAGCAGAGAGAAGCCCUACACCAACCCUCGAGGACCUGUCCAUAUUAUCACAGGAUCUGCUGGCUGUGAGGAGCGGCUGACCCCCUUCACCAUCCGCCCGCGGCCCUGGAGCGCCGUACGUGUGAAGGAGUAUGGGUACACGCGGCUACACAUCCUCAACGGGACUCACGUCCACAUCCAGCAGGUGUCCGACGACCAGGAUGGGAAGAUCGUGGACGACAUCUGGGUGGUGAGACCCCUGCAGGGCCGAAUGAUGUACCUCUAG
Molecule: messenger RNA, 1314 nt
Organism: Choloepus didactylus (southern two-toed sloth)
Lineage: Eukaryota; Metazoa; Chordata; Mammalia; Pilosa; Megalonychidae
Gene: ACP7
Product: acid phosphatase 7, tartrate resistant (putative)
Exons: 12
Coding region: 1-1314 (437 amino acids)
Molecular function (GO): acid phosphatase activity; metal ion binding
Source: RefSeq, a predicted model, not a curated record